This is a messenger RNA of Malaclemys terrapin pileata, 2889 nucleotides long. RefSeq names its product zinc finger SWIM-type containing 7 (gene ZSWIM7). The record is from RefSeq and is a predicted model, not a curated record. NCBI's taxonomy places the organism in Eukaryota, Metazoa, Chordata, Testudines, Emydidae. Gene Ontology annotation, cellular component: Shu complex. Gene Ontology annotation, biological process: double-strand break repair via homologous recombination. Gene Ontology annotation, molecular function: zinc ion binding. Bases 286 to 723 code for a protein of 145 amino acids. The transcript has 8 exons.
UCCCAGCAUGCCCUGCGGCCCAGCAGUGACACGCCCCUCCCAGCAUGCCGUGCGGCCCUGCAGUGACAUAGCCCGUCCCAGCAUGCCGUGCGGCCCUCACAGGGAGCCAUGUCCCAGCAUGCCCUGAGGCCCAGCAGAGAGGAUUUCCAUAAGGCAGGAAUCCUUUGUUUGAUUCCCCCACCUCCCAGUGGAAAAGUUCAGCAGUCCAGCCUCUGCCUGGGAGCAACCGAGACAAGUCACCGCUUGCAGGGAGCCACCUGAGGGUUCGGUUGAGUGUUGAGGACGAUGGAGGCCACUUUGCCGGCAGUGGCAGAGGAGCUUUUGAAAGAGAUAAAAAAGGCUUUCCAGGAGACUUCGCAUGUUCCUGAUGAUCUCCUGCUGGCGCUGAAAUUUGUAUUUGGCUCAUCUGCUGUGGCGGCCUUGGAUUUGGUUGAUCAACACUCAGUCACGCGAAUCGUGUCUCCUAGUGGAAGGGCCGUGUACCAGGUCCUCGGGAGUUCAGGCAAACUGUACACCUGCUACGCCUCCUGCCACUUCUGCACGUGCCCUGCAUUUGCUUUCUCCGUGCUGCGGAAGAACGACAGCCUGGUGUGUAAGCACAUCCUUGCCAUGUACCUCAGCCAGGCUAAAGGCGCAUGCCAAGAGCUCUCUGUCUCUGACCAGCAGCUGGCAAGCAUCUUACUGGCAGAGGAAGAGGAGGAAGGACCUGGGACCGUGUGCUAACACCUUCUCUCCUGCAACGCCUCCCUGGCUCCUCUGAGGCCCUGAGUGACGCAUCCCAGAGCCCAACUCCACAUUGAGUGUUGUGUCUGUUGCCCCCCCGCACUCCGGCCACCUGGCUCUGUCUCAUUUGCAAACGCGGCCUGGUCUCAUCUAACAUCGCUUGCCCAAAGAAACGACACAGCGCAAGGUUAGGUUGUUUUCAGUGGUAAAUUUAAGCAUUCGUUCUGUAUGUAAAUAACAAAGUUACUGUAACUACAAAGCCCAAGUAACAAGAGGCAAAUACCAUCCAGCCUAUGUACAUCAGGAACACAUGGGUUAAGUGACAUGUGAAGAACUCCAGACACGGGCGGUGAGUGUUCCUCUGCCAUUUUACUUGGAUUCACAUUUUUAGAAAUCUUCAGCACUCAUUUGUUUUCCUUUCAAACAACUUAGUUAAUAAAUUAAAAGAAGCCAGUGGCACAUCCCAACUAGGGAAACAGUGACAACAGCACAUGGCAAACGUCCCCUGGCUCCUCACAGGCAUAUCAGAAGGGAUGUGUAGUGGAUCCUGGCUUGCAGUGUAAAAGGUCACCUACAGCUAUUCCUUGAUCAGUCAUUAACUAACUGCUGGGCCCCUGCUUUAGUACUGUGCAUUAUGCUCUCUCUCCUGCACUCUAGGCUGCGAUUUGUUUUAAGGAGAAGGAGGCCAGCACUCGGUUUUUUUUUGCAAUGACAUAUGUGGGUUGCAACCCUCCCCGACUCACGGGUGAGACCCUGGCUGGUCCCUUCCAUGAUUAACAGGAGCGAGGCGGCCAGAGACAAUAGAGAGAUUGAAAUGAGAUGAGUCCUGCUGAGAAGGCAGGAAGUGGUCACAGCUGUGGGACGGACUGGGAGCAAGGAAGUUGCACCAGAGAUGAGCUGCAAAGGGAAGGAGAAAGAGACAGGGCCAUAAUUUUAACCCUUUUGAUGCUAGCUGAAGGAUUAACAGGCUGACUGGAGCCAAAGUUGGGACCUGAUCUAAGUUGACGGCAGCAGGUGCAGUACCAUCGAAAUCACAGUUCGGAUUCAGUCAGGUUUGGAUCUGGCCCUUUGUAGCCACAGGGCAGCUAACCCAUCUCCUUGCCUCCUAGCGCCAUGGAUGGUUAGAGGCCCUUGGUCCCACAACCACCCUGUCUCACACCUGCUGAGCCACAGCAACCUCCCUCAUUGACCCCAUCAGGUCAGAGGCUUAGUGUAAGAAAUAGGAGGGGAUUUUUCUGAUUCCGUUUAGUGCAGUGCAAAAUAAACUAAAAGCAAUGGAAAGCUGGCUAGAGCGUUAUUCAAGUUACAUUUACCAAUGACAGACCGCUCUAGCUAUCCCCUACCUGCCCUCUUCACAGCGACUGCCUUGCGAAGAGUGGCAGGAGCGGGUUUGGCUUCCAUCGCUCUCACUCAGGUUAAUGGCUCCUCCUUCCCACCACCUGGCCCCAGAGGGGCAGCUCUGAGCAUGUGAGAGCUGCCCAGCGGCGACCCUAUUAAAUACACAGGCAUGAACUACAGCUCCCUGGUGCUCACAUGCCAAGCGGCUCAGAGAUUAAAUUUGCUACUUCACUGGCACUUUAAGAACCUUCUCCUAAGGUUCCAGUAUAGAAGAGGGUUGAAGCCUAAGCCUGUAGUUUGCAGACCUAGCCGUUGUUUUGCCCUGUAACAAGCCAGUUUCUUCUUUCCAUUAGCACUGUUACUGGGUAUCAUUUUUAAUGGCCAGUCUGGAGGCUGGUAGGAAAUCCGGCCCUUUUGCCAUUUCUGCCCUCCCUGUCAGUGUCGUCCAGACUUGCAGCCGUAGGCGUGUGGGGCGAGGAGGGGGCUAGUUUUACUGGAAUUCUGAGCCCCCUUAGAACAAAAGGGCAUACCAGGUACACAUAGCUGCUCCUUGCACCCUGAAUGACCGCUUCAACACAGUCAACCCCUUUGGAGCGAAUAAUGAUGCAAAUGCCGCAUUAUUCUCCCCACCUGUGUGUACCCAGUUCAUAUAUUAAAUAGGACUUAGUCAUUUAAAACCCCCAAAAGCUAGGCUGGCCGAGAGUUAUUAACCUGCAGUGCACGUUAGGGCAUCUCUGCCCUUCAGUGGAAGUAUAGAACAGUCAGUGGCCAAGACGGUGCAAAUUAGCCCCUGAGCCAGGGCUGUAGUUGUAGCAAUUUUUGACCCAG